AUGAGUGUUCCCGCUCCACCACAGAAUGCUUCCUGUGCAUCUAGGUUUGGCCCCGCCAAGCACAUGGUUCCCCUGGCACCAGCACCACCUGUUGACGGACCAAGUGGGGCAGUUGCACAAAGGAGCGUCCCGGCAAAGGACAGCGUCCCAGCAGGAGACGGCGUCCCCGCUGACGACAGCGUCCCAGCUGAUGAGAGACUGCGCUCAGUCCGGACACAGUUUAUAACGCGAGUGUCCGAGGCGGUCCUGGACCAGCUCCUGGACCAGCUGCUGGAGCGUGAGGUCCUAACGGACGGGGAGAGGGAGUCCAUGGCAGUUAGAGCCCGAGCGGACAAAGCCCGAGACCUGAUGGACACGGUGCGGAGGAAGGGACCCGGCGCCUGCUCGGAGCUGAUCUCCGCGCUCCGGAACGCCGACCGGUGUCUCUCCGGGACGCUGAAGCUACUCUGAGGCCGAGGCGGGAAACGGCGGCGUGUCCUGUCCCGUACGCGGUCUUCUUGAAAUCCAAAAUUAGGGUUAAAAAACGUCAAAACAAUUACAAGUGAUGGUCAGUCAAACACAACCACAAAAAGCUACAGACAUA
Etheostoma cragini (Arkansas darter) is the source of this 583-nucleotide messenger RNA. RefSeq names its product caspase-1-like. The transcript has 2 exons. Gene Ontology annotation, molecular function: cysteine-type endopeptidase activity. NCBI's taxonomy places the organism in Eukaryota, Metazoa, Chordata, Actinopteri, Perciformes, Percidae. Gene Ontology annotation, biological process: proteolysis; regulation of apoptotic process. The coding region runs from base 1 to 450 and encodes 149 amino acids. The record is from RefSeq and is a predicted model, not a curated record.